ACCUCGCGGGGCCGCUUUUCCCGCUUCCGCCGGAGUCGUGGUAGGGUGCGGGUGACAGUUGAGCAUGGCCGGAGCGGAGGGCCCCGCCGGGCGUCCAUCGGAGCUGGAGCCCGUGGUAUCGUUGGUGGACGUACUGGAGGAGGACGAGGAGCUGGAGAACGAGGCGUGCGCUGUCCUGGGCGGCAGCGACUCGGAGAGAUGUUCCUACUCGCAGGGCUCAGUAAAGAGACAAGCUUUGUACGCCUGUAGUACCUGCACCCCAGAAGGAGAAGAACCAGCAGGAAUUUGUCUGGCUUGUAGUUAUGAAUGCCAUGGAAGUCACAAACUGUUUGAACUAUACACAAAAAGAAAUUUUCGUUGUGAUUGUGGAAACAGCAAAUUUAAAAAUCUGGAAUGCAAAUUAUUUCCUGACAAGGCAAAGGUAAAUUCUGGUAAUAAGUACAAUGACAACUUUUUUGGACUGUAUUGCACUUGCAAGAGACCUUAUCCAGAUCCUGAAGAUGAGGUUCCUGAUGAGAUGAUUCAAUGUAUAGUUUGUGAAGACUGGUUCCAUGGAAGGCAUCUUGGUGCUGCUCCCCCUGAGAGUGGAGAUUUCCAGGAGAUGGUGUGCCAGGGUUGUAUGAAACAGUGUUCUUUCUUGUGGGCCUAUGCAGCACACUUGGCAGUAAUGAAAAUAUCUCCUGAGGAUGAUGGGUUGGUGCUGAAUGUUGACGGAAUAGGUGAUCAGGAAGUUGUCAAGCAUGAUAAUGGUAGUUGUCAAGAUACUACCCUCAAAGAUGAUGUUCCCGAACAUGGAAAAGAUGCUGUCAAGGAAGUUAAAGCAGAGCAGAAUAAUGAGCCUCAUGCGAGCUCUAGUUUGGAAUCUGAUCUCCAGACUGUGUUUAAGAAUCAAAGCCUGAACACAGAAUCACCAUCUGGCUGCAGAUUUCAGGAGCUCAAAGCUAAGCAGUUUGUAAAGAAAGACACUGCCACCUAUUGGCCCCUGAACUGGCGCAGCAAGUUGUGCACCUGCCAAGGCUGUAUGAAAAUGUAUGGAGACCUGGAUGUCCUCUUCCUGACAGAUGAAUAUGACACCGUUUUGGCUUACGAAAACAAGGGCAAGAUUGCCCAGGCCACUGAGAGAAGGGACCCGUUAAUGGACACUCUGAAUAGCAUGAAUAGAGUCCAGCAGGUGGAGCUCAUUUCUGAAUAUAAUGACUUGAAGACUGAACUUAAAGACUAUCUGAAGAGAUUCGCUGAUGAAGGCACGGUUGUUAAGAGAGAGGACAUUCAGCAGUUCUUCGAAGAAUUUCAGUCAAAAAAGAGGAGAAGAGUGGAUGGGAUGCAGUAUUAUUGCAGCUAGGAUGGAAUACGAUGCUUUCACUCAGGCCAAUGAAGAAGCCGCUUACUGUUCCAGGAACACACGAGGCCUGUUGCAUACUCGGUCCCCUCCCCGUCGUCCGGCCGUGAGCUCCCUUCCUCCUCCUUAACUACAGUAGCCACCAGGUGACGCUUUUCCCAGUCAGCAUUCUUCUUCCUGACUCAGCUAAACGCAACUCAUUCCACACACUUCAGCUCUCCUGUCCAGGAUACCCAGGGUGUUCUGAUUUCUAAGUUUUAAGAAGUUUUAUUUGGUUUUGAGAAAGCAAAUUGGUUCCUUUUCUAGUUAUUUGUUUUUAGACUCCCAAAUGUGUGUACUUUGUCACAGAACUGUCCCUUCCCGAAGCUCUGUAGCCAUCUUUGCAGAAGCCAGAACCUCUAGGGUGCCUUGGAUUAACGCUUCCUCAGGCCCGCUCUGCUUGUCUCUCCCUCCUGGCUUAGAAGGGAUCUUGGAACCUGCCUUCUCCGGGCACGUCGUGAGGGA
Messenger RNA from Perognathus longimembris pacificus (Pacific pocket mouse), 1843 nucleotides. It is a transcript of the gene Ubr7, whose product is annotated as ubiquitin protein ligase E3 component n-recognin 7. The transcript has 11 exons. Lineage: Eukaryota; Metazoa; Chordata; Mammalia; Rodentia; Heteromyidae. The record is from RefSeq and is a predicted model, not a curated record. Bases 65 to 1342 code for a protein of 425 amino acids. Gene Ontology annotation, molecular function: zinc ion binding; ubiquitin protein ligase activity. Gene Ontology annotation, cellular component: cytoplasm.